Molecule: messenger RNA, 1869 nt
Organism: Durusdinium trenchii
Lineage: Eukaryota; Dinophyceae; Suessiales; Symbiodiniaceae
Source: the annotation of a GenBank genome assembly
UCCAGACCCUUUAUGUGGUCAGCUAGCAGCAAAGCCAGACCACCGCAACUCACUUGGGUGUUUGUUUUCUUUCAUUAUUGCCCCGAUUCAGGGCAAAUACGCUUCAACUCGGAAAAGAUGUCUCAACACGUUUUCAUGAUUCUCGCGCCGGCCAGCUGCGACUUGACACCCAAGUGUCAAGAUGAGCACGUUUGACGCUGCCCCUUGAGCGAUGCUGACACUGGCGCGCUCAUGUCAGCGGUUUGCUAACCCGAGCUCUUGGUACUGUUUAGGGCAAACCGCCCAAUACUCUGCAAUAUGUUCCCUGAGCGGCUGGCAGAGGCGCUGUGAUCGCUUGGAGGGGCUGCUGAGAAGAGUCAAGUGCCCUCGCCUGGAGGAGUUUGAAGUCGAUGGCACCACCUAUCGGCUUCCGGUCAGGAUGGCUGCUCCGGCGAUGCAACCUUCAAAUACGGAACUUGAAUAUUUGCGUGGAUUUUUUGAUGGAGACGGUUGCGUCACCAUGUUCAUGCGAGAUGGGUGCAUACGCCUCAUGGUUUCACAAGCACUCGAUGGAGCUGGCGUUCUGGUUCGAUUUCGACAGAUGUUGGGCGGGGGGAUCUAUCGUGAGCGUGAUGCCACAGGCCUCCACCAAGCAUCGUUGAAAUGGCAAGCAUCCAGCACUACCGGAAUCCAAGCCGCGGGUUUGCUUAGUAGCUUGCCAUCCAUGAAGCAAGCACAACUCAAUGUUGCAGUGCAGGGGCCCAUUCCAACCCAACUACGAGCUGGGGUAGCUUCAAACCUCACUUUACUGAAGCAGUGUGAUCACACACCUAGCGCGGUCCUGGCAUGCUCUUGGUCAUAUGCCGCGGGAUUUUUUGAUGCAGAAGGAAGCAUUUCCGUUCGGGCUACGGAUGCCCAUUUGUGUUUGUCUUUGUCGCAAGUGAACCCUUACAUUCUCAAGAUUCUUCAUGCCUUCUUGCGGUCACAAGGCUUCAACCGAUGGGUCCUUUGUGAAGGCACUCAUCGAUGGGACUUGAGAUGUACCCACUUCAGUCAAGCUGUCCAGUUCUUGGACAAGCUGCUGUCACAUGGGCUGAUGCGAAAGAGACGGCAAGCCGAGCUGAGUAUGGCGUUGACCUUGCAGAAUCACCAUGAGAUCCGAGAAGCUGUGUCCAAUUUGAAUGGAAACCAAGGUGUCUACCGCAGGCUUGAUGAAGCAGGCGCUGCCCGCGCCAAAGAAAUCAAGCAGAUACAGGGACUGUUGAGGCGCCGACGGACCGCCCUCAAGCCCAAUCAAGCCGUUAUUGCUGAAAUGGAUGCAAAGCUGCAAGGCCUUCAAGAAGAACAUGCCAAGCAGAAUUUGAUAUCAAGAUGCUACAAGCUGCGUAUUCAACUUCGGCGGCUGCUAAGCCAAGGUGCUACAAUCGGGCCCCUGAUAAUGAGGGCCUGAAAAAGCCCUAAUUCAGCUGCAGUCCGCACCUAGAAGUCGUGCAGCACUAGGACUGCACUCAUAAAGUCGCCAUGGAUUUCUCUUUGACUCUUUGCCGAACGAUGUUUGGACAACGCCAUUGCCAAGCGGAAGGUUACAAGCCCUGGAAAGCCGAAAUUGCAUCCAGCUGCCAAGCUGUUGAGAGAUUAGGCCAACACUCCAUGAUCAGCAGUUGCUUGUAUUGUGCCUCGUGUUUAAACAUGGCUCCACGUUGUUAGACCACUGGAGCUUGUGCGCUUUGAAAUAGGGGCAAUGUGCUGCAUGCUGGACGCAGCUCCACCCCGGUAGCUUACGGAGUCGCAAGGGAACAGGAGUCCAUCAGAAGAACAACCAUCUACCUACUGUAUAUUGUGAGCCUUGUGCAUUCCCGCCAAGUGGUUUCAUGCCCGGCGGAAGGUGGC